GCAUCUUGAAUCCAAUCUUCCUAUAAAAGAAGGAUCUGUUAUUAAACCUUAUCUUUUACGAGCGUCGAUGAGUUUUCUCGUAACCAACAUUGAAGAUACAACAUAUCUCUCUAAAGCACUUCCAAAUCAAAUAUUUUUGUCCGAUAUAAUAUUCAUUCCAGUAAAUGACAAGCAGAAUUUAGAAAGUUUUGUAGGAGGAACUCAUUGGUCCUUAUUGGUUUAUGUCAAAGCGAAUAAUAAAUUUCUGUAUUACGAUAGUGCUAGUAAUUAUAAUAUCAGUUCUGCUAAUAAAUAUUCUGAUAAAAUUGCUAGGGUUCUGGGAAUCGAAGGAAAUGUUCAAAUUAUGAGUACCCCACAACAAAUGAAUGAUCAAGUGGCCUUUGAAGAGUUUCUAAAAGUUGAUACGCAACAUAUUUUGCCUCCUUCUGAAAUGAGACAAAAAAUUAGGAACCUUGUAAAACAAUUGAAGAAUUCAAAGUGA
Molecule: messenger RNA, 481 nt
Organism: Funneliformis caledonium
Lineage: Eukaryota; Fungi; Glomeromycota; Glomeromycetes; Glomerales; Glomeraceae
Source: the annotation of a GenBank genome assembly